UGGUCUAGGCUCUGCUUGUAAUUACAUUUUAGACCUUACAUAAUAAAACGUUCUACGAGAUAAACGUUAACAUUGUACACCCAAAAGUUACAGCAGCAGAUAAAGAGAGAGAGUCUCUCUCUCUCUCUGUAUGUCAUAUGUAUGGGUGGCUGACUGGGGUUAGUCUCUUCUCUUCUGGCUCGGUUUUUUUGGCGGUGAUGUUCCAGACCUUGGCAUUCGAUAUCUUGUCGGGACUCGCAGACAGUGACGUGUUCCCACUACUCCAUGCGCACGUUACCCCACACCCACACCUCUCCCCUUCCCUCUCUCUCUCUCUCUCUCUCUCUCUCUCUCUCCGUAGAGAGCAAAAAAGAUAAAGUCCAACUCUUAAGCUUCCUUGCACACAUCCCCUGUACCUUUCCACCACCAAUGCAGUCCAUCUAGUCAAAUCACAACCCCACACGUCACCCAAAAAGGGCACUUCAGUAAUUUCACGAAUCCAAGACAGUGUUUUUUCCUCAUGGUUGGUUCGUUGCGGUUGGCGAGUCUACAUGAUAAUGAAGAGUGAGAGUGUGGAGUGUAGAAACUCACUCAACUUGGAGCUCGGAACUUGUACAGGAACCAAACACCGUUUACCAGAGACAAGAGAAAACCAGGCUCUGCAAAACCGCCUUUUUUUCUUUUUCUUUUUCUUUUUCUUACGGAGAUUUAUUAGGUAGAUAUAGGUACAGUGAGUGAUGCUGCAGGAAGUGUUAUCGUACGCCAGGGAGCGUUGGGACACUUAACGUACGCCUCGCAACCCCAGAAAUGGUAAAAAGGUUCAGACUUUGCAGCAGCAGAAGAGAGAGAGAGGCUUCAAUGCUCAAAAUACGGAGGAGGCAGGCCCCUACUACACAAACACAAUCUUGGGUUAGUUUGCUCGUACUAACCAACCAGAGAUUCUCCACUAUUGAAAGCAACCGAGGUCUAAGGAAGCUGCUUGCUUGAGGCUUACCUUACCACAGAGAAGAAACACAACAACACAAGGCAUGCACUUUGGUCUUUGUGGUUGUAGUACCUACCUAAUAUACACGUAUAUUAUAUAUACAUAUAUAUGUAUAUAUAGUAGCUAGCAGACAUGGACGAUAGCAGACAUGGACGAUGGUGUUGUCAGCUAAAAUAGGGAAAUCUCAAUCUAAGACGCUACACUGCUCUACAGCAACAGCAACCAAACAAAGAACAAGAAGGGGAGAGAGAGAGAGAGAGAGAGAGGUGUGUAAUAAGCGAGGCUAAAGAUUUGAUCUUUUGCCUUCCUUAAUUAGCUAGCUCGGUGCUUGUCGUUAUCCAAUUCAAACCAACCAAAAACAGAAAGAGUGUAAAGACAGGAGCUUUGUUUGGUUCUCUCUGGGAUUUGUUUCCUUUCUUGCUUGGAUUUGGAUUUGGAGUUUUGGGUUUUCUCCUUUCUGAGAUUUAGAAAUCCAUGGCGAAUCGAUGGUGGGCUGGAAAUGUAGCCAUGGGAGGAGGGCAUGUGGACUCAAUCUCCUCAACUCCUCCAUCUCUUCACCUCAGAAACACAGAAGAACAGCUCGACGACCACAACACCACCAACACUCCCACUAACAGCAGCACCAGCAACCCAGCAACCACCCCUAACAAGCAAAACGACGAACACCACGAAGACGGUCGGGACAACAACGAUCUCGAAGCUGAUAAUCAGGACCCCAACACUGGCAGCGGUAGCCACGACAGCCUCGAGCCGGGAAGCAGCAACCGGAGACCGCGUGGCAGACCUCCCGGGUCGAAAAACAAGCCCAAACCGCCAAUAAUCAUCACCAAAGAGAGCCCCAACGCGCUCCGGAGCCACGUCCUGGAAAUCAGCAGCGGCAGCGACAUUGUGGAUAGCAUUGCCACCUUUGCCCAAAGGCGGCAUAGAGGGGUUUCGGUUCUGAGCGGAAGCGGCAUUGUCGCCAAUGUAACUCUACGACAUCCUGCAGCACCAAGUGGAGUGAUCACACUGCACGGGAGGUUCGAGAUUUUGUCGUUGUCGGGUGCCUUCCUGCCCUCUCCCUCCCCGCCCGGGGCGACGGGGCUGACAGUGUACUUGGCCGGUGGACAGGGGCAGGUGGUGGGCGGGACUGUGAUGGGGGCAUUGGUGGCUUCAGGCCCUGUGAUGGUCGUUGCGGCGACAUUUACAAACGCAACUUACGAGAGAUUGCCGCUUGAGGAUGAGCAAGCUGGAGAAGGAGGGAUGCAGGUGCAGCAACAACAGCAGCAGCAGCAACAAUCUGGUGUGAAUUCGGCAGGGACUGGAGGGAAUUCAGGUUCUCAAGGUUUGGUGGAACAUACUAGUUCAAUGGCCAUUUAUAAUUUGCCUCCAAAUUUGCUUCCAAAUGGUCAGAUGCCUCCUGAUGUGUUUUGGGGUCCUCCUCCUCCCAGACCCCCUCCUCCAUCGUAUUGAGAGAAAGGGUUUAGGGUGCUUGGUUUCAUCACUGACUCUCUUUUUUUUUUCUUUUUUUUUUUUUUGGUGUUUUUGUGCAAAAUGUUUUGGCAGCUUUUUGUAGGCAUAACAAGCAAGGUAGGACUAUUUUGUUUAUUAUCUUUUGCUUGUGAAUCACUGAAUCUCAAUGUUUUUAGCUUGUUGUUAGGUUUUCUUGAGUAGCUAUGUUUCAAAACUGGUGGAUCAUCAUGGAUGUUACCUUUGUUCCUUUCGUUUAAUCUUCUUGUGGAAGAAUACAUUAAUGAUGGUGUAGGCAAAGAAGCAAAUAGUGCAGAAAUGGGGGUUUGGAUUGGAGCUAUUGAAAUUUCAUGGCAAACUGUUUGUGAAAUUCUUCCUUUUUGGUAAGCCUUCCAAAUAUUUUAUCUUUGCAUUCAAUAAUAUAACAAGAACAACAAUGAUGCCUAGAAAGCAUAUUGUCAUAUAUUUGUAUCUCCAACUUUAGAAAUUAUUAUGUAUAUUUUAUCUUCA
This is a messenger RNA of Prunus persica (peach), 2923 nucleotides long. RefSeq names its product AT-hook motif nuclear-localized protein 15. The transcript is spliced from 2 exons. The coding region runs from base 1439 to 2416 and encodes 325 amino acids. Gene Ontology annotation, cellular component: nucleus. Gene Ontology annotation, molecular function: DNA-binding transcription factor activity; minor groove of adenine-thymine-rich DNA binding. Lineage: Eukaryota; Viridiplantae; Streptophyta; Magnoliopsida; Rosales; Rosaceae. The record is from RefSeq and is a predicted model, not a curated record.